Rosa rugosa (rugosa rose) is the source of this 3438-nucleotide messenger RNA. Its product is annotated as G-type lectin S-receptor-like serine/threonine-protein kinase LECRK3. The transcript is spliced from 8 exons. The record is from RefSeq and is a predicted model, not a curated record. Bases 16 to 3177 code for a protein of 1053 amino acids. Gene Ontology annotation, molecular function: protein kinase activity; ATP binding. NCBI's taxonomy places the organism in Eukaryota, Viridiplantae, Streptophyta, Magnoliopsida, Rosales, Rosaceae. Gene Ontology annotation, biological process: protein phosphorylation.
UUGUUGCAACUGCCAAUGGCUUUUACUGUAUGUUUGUUUUUGCUUUCUUCAUUGCUUCUGCUACCAACUUAUGUGCUUGCACAAACUAAUGGUAGCAUAGCUGUGGGUGCUUCUCUCUCCACAGCAGGUAACUCCUCAUGGCUUUCUCCCUCGGGUGAUUUUGCCUUUGGGUUUCGGCAACUUGAAAACAAUGAUCUUUUCUUGCUUUCUAUAUGGUUUGCCAAGAUACCAGACAAAACCAUAGUUUGGUAUGCAAAUGGGGAUAAGCCUGCACCUAAUGGUUCAGUUGUGAAUUUGACUGCUAACAGUGGGCUAGUUCUUACAAGUCCUCAGGGUGAGCAGUUAUGGAAAUCCAAUCAAACCAUUGCUGGCGUUGUUGCUCACGGGGUUAUGGACGAUACAGGUAACUUUGCUCUGGAAAACGAGAAGUCAGCAAAAUUAUGGGAGACGUUCAAGAAUCCUACUGAUACCAUGUUGCCUGGGCAAAUACUGGAAAGAGGAGGGAAGCUUUCUUCUCGAAAUUCAGAGACCGACUAUACGAGAGGUCACUUCCAGCUAGAUUUUCAAGAUGAUGGAAAUCUUGUGCUUCGUGGGCAAAGACCUUUUUAUUCAACCAAGACUACCAAUGGGAGUGUUCCAGGUAGUGAAGGUCUGCAGUUGGUUUUCAAUGACUCAGGUAACUUCUAUAUUCUGCGAGUGAAUGGUGGAUAUUAUAAUUUCACAGCAGAGGAACUUGCAGCAAGGGACUACUAUCUCCGGACAACUCUCAGCUUUGAUGGGGUUUUGGCUCAAUAUUUCCUCCCAAAGACUUCUGUCGGCAAUAUAAGCUGGGUUCCUCUUUGGUCAGAGCCAUCAAAUAUUUGCCAAAAAAUCAAUGCUGAUUCAGGUCCUAGUUUUUGUGGGUACAACACACUACAAGAAAAUGACUCUUUUACCGCGCACAUUUUACGGCGUGCAUCAAUGCGUGCCGUAAUAGACAUAUAUUUAGGGCGCACUUUUACGGAUCAUAUGUUGAGUAAACAGGGUAGCCACAGAGUUUCAGAUGAUUUUACUGUAACUGGAAGAUUUCCUGUGUUUGCUAAUCAUGUACCAGCUCUGGAGCACAAUGUAAAGAUACAAGAAUGUACUAGCAGCGGCUUUUUAUCUGCGAAACUGGUAUGUGCUAGCAGCAGCCUUUCAUCUAACAAGUCUGAAAGAUUGGAGAAAGUUCCACUGAGUAAAGUUUUGAUUUGGGGUGGUAGGGUUAGCUACCAUUUGACUGGAUCCAGUGGAUUACUAUUUGAUAGAGCGCGCAUGAAUUCCUCUGCUGCAUCAGAUUUCAUUGCAUUGUUGGAAAGUCUGAAAGAGCUGCACUUAUUUUUGCUAGAUUUUGGGGUUAUAUACAGAAAAGUUGUUGUGAAGUAUUGGAUAAUUGAACUUGUUACUGUUACAGGAAAAUUGACAUCUUCAUAUGGACUUCCAGUUUUUGAGUGCGCCGUAAAUAAGUGGUCAGAGAGUCAUUUACGGCGUGCUUUCUUGACAUUCACGGCGUGCAAACAUCCCAUAAAUCAAAUUGGAUUAUUGAGGAAUGUCUUUUACGGCCUGCAUGGAUGCACAAUUACGGCCUUCUUAUGCACGCCGUUAAAGAGGAAUGUCUUUUACGGCUCCGGCAUUUACAGCCUACUUUUUUGCGCCGUAAAAGGGUAUUUACGGCGCACAUUGUGGGCGGUAAAAGGCUGUUUUUGGUGUAGUGACAGUAUCUGCACUUACAAAGCAGACAAGAUGCCCACCUGUGAAUGCCCGACCGGAUACUAUUUACUUGAUCCAAAUGAUCCAUACGGGAGCUGCUAUCCAACUUUCAAACAAGGCUGUGAAAAUGAGCCUAGUUAUGCACAAGAUCUGUACGAUGUUCAGGUGCUAGAAAAUACUGAUUGGCUUACCUCCAGUUAUAUGCAGUUCAAUGAUACUACUGCUGACACAUGCAGUCAAUCUUGCUUGCAAGAUUGUUCAUGUGCUGUUGCUGUUUACAGCAAUCAAACCUGUCAGAAAAAGAAGUUUCCACUCUCAUAUGGGAGAGAAGACAACAACUUGAAUGCAACAACCUUCAUCAAAUUGAUGACCGUUAAGAAGAAGAAGAGCGGAACCACUUUGGUACAUGGGGGAUCAGUUCUUCUGGGCAUCUCUGUCGUUGUUAUUUUUAUGUCAGGUACUGCAGUAUGUCUGGGACUUUUCUUCAGUUUCCGAAAGAAACAUGCAAGGUUUCCGCAAAAUGAUUUGGACACAAAUUUGCACUCUUUUAGUCACAAAGAGCUUGAAGAAGCAACAAAUGGAUUCAACGAAGAAUUAGGGAGGGGUUCUUUUGGAGUUGUUUACAAAGGGAUAAUACAAAUCGGUUCGGGUGUCCAAGUGGCAGUGAAGAAGCUCAACUGUUGGAUACAAGAUGGUGAGAAGGAAUUCAAGACAGAACUGAACAUAAUUGGUCGGACACAUCACAAGAAUUUGGUUCACCUGGUUGGAUAUUGUGAUGAGGGACAACAGCGAUCACUAGUAUAUGAAUUCUUGAGCAAUGGAACAUUAGCAGGCUUCCUUUUUGGUGAUGAGAAACCCAGUUGGAGGCAACGAAUGGAAAUUGCUUAUGGUGUUGCCAAAGGGCUUCUGUAUUUGCAUGAAGAGUGUACCACCCAAAUCAUCCAUUGUGAUAUAAAGCCUCAGAACAUUCUUCUUGAUGAUAAUUACAAUGCUCGGAUCUCUGAUUUCGGCUUGGCGAAACUUUUGAUGACGAAUCAGAGCAAGACGCAUACUGACAUUAGAGGAACAAAAGGUUAUGUUGCACCUGAGUGGUUUAGGAACAUGGCAAUCACUACCAAAGUUGAUGUGUAUAGCUUUGGUGUGGUGCUGCUAGAGAUCAUUUGUUGUAGGAGAAGUGUUGAUAGGGAUAAUGAUUAUGAAGAAAAAGCAAUUUUAACGGAUUGGGUUUAUGAUUGCUACAGAGAAGGAUUAUUGGAGGCUAUUCUGGAUCACAAAGUUGAUGCCUUGGAUUAUGAAAUGAAGCUAGAAGAGACCGUCAUGAUUGCUCUUUGGUGUAUUCAAGAAGACCCGUCUCGUCGACCCACGAUGCGGAAGGUUGUGCAGAUGCUUGAAGGAGUAGUGGAAGUACCUGUUCCACCGUGUCCAUCCCCAUAUAGCAAGGCGGCAUGAAACUUGUUUGGUUUAUGGCACUCAAAGAUUUACAGCCAGUACUAGCUAGUUUUCAUGUUUAUAUACUCUGUAAUUUUGUUUCUGUGUGUGCUUGGAUUUUGUUUGUCCUUCAUCAUAAGAGAUCUUUAUGAUUUCAUUAGGUAUAAUAAGCGUGUUUCUAAACUAGAAAUUAGCUUGUGGGUUAUUAUUAGAAAUUAGAUUGUGGAUUUUCAUUAGAAAUUAGCAUAUACCUUCAGUUUCAUGUUGAGGAUGCUAUUUUAA